AUGCCAUCGACAUCUGCAAAUAUAGGCGAAUUCAUUGACUAUUGUCAACGAGUCUAUGAAGGUAAUCCGGUCGAACUUAAAACUAGCAAAGACUUUGGACUUACUUAUUAUCAAAAUCGAGCUUUGUGGUGUAAUGAUUUCGAAGAGAAAACUUUAACGAAAUUACUUGAAUGGAUGCGAAAAGAGAUUGGAAAAGAAAAUGAUCUUCUUACAUUAGGAUAUCUACUUUUCAAAUCGGGAAAAUUGGAAGAGGCUGAACAAUUUUAUCGACGACUAUUACAUGAAAAUUCUGAAAUCGACAAACUAAAUAUAUCUUAUUGCUAUCAAGCACUUGGUGAUUUGGCAACAGAAAAAGGUGAUUAUGAUGAAGCCAUCGUUAGACGUAGUCAAACGCUUGAUCUUUGA
Molecule: messenger RNA, 405 nt
Organism: Rotaria sp. Silwood1
Lineage: Eukaryota; Metazoa; Rotifera; Eurotatoria; Philodinida; Philodinidae
Source: the annotation of a GenBank genome assembly